AUGGCGAAAGACAAAUCCAUCUUGCCAGUGUCAUCCAAGGCCAUUGACCCUUCAUUGGCAGCUUUAUUCUCGGAAAGCGCUGGAGCGGUCAAAGCACCUCCCAAGUCGCGGUACUCAGAGCUACUUCGACCAAAGCCCCGCGCAGCUCUCAGGGGCGAGGAGGAAGAGGGAGACGAGGAAAGUUCGGGUGACGGAUCUGAGAACUUCGCAGAAGAAUUAGGAAAGGAUCUUUCAGAUGACGAGGAGAAUCCAUCUUCUACGAGCGAGGAAUCUGAAGCCGAAGAUGCCAGCGACGGUUCCAGCGCGGAAAAUGAGGUAGAAGCGGCGGAAGUUUUAGAAGCAUCCAUCUACCGCGGGCAGUCUCAGGACGAAGGGCGCAAGCGAAAACGGAAGCGUCGAGAUGGUGACGAGGACUUAGAGGCCAACUACCUCGAGCGCUUAAUGAACGAAGAGGAGCCCUCUGUGAAGCGUCGAAGAGAGAAAGCACCAGUUACGGAAGGCGAAGAUGGCGACGCCAUCCAAGGCAAUGCAAAGGAUGCGGUUGAGAGCGAGGCCGACGACUCAUCAGCUGACGAACUGCCCGUUCACGAAUCUCUCUCAGCCGAUCCUGUAGCAUCGGAGCUCGAAAAGGCAAACCGCACAGUAUUCCUCAGCAAUGUUUCUGUUGAGGCAAUCACGUCGCGGAAGGCGAAGAAGAUUCUCUUGAAUCAUCUGAAAUCGGUCCUAGACAAAAAAGCAGACCCGCCGCAAAAGGUUCAAUCUUUACGUUUCCGCUCGACCCCCUUUUCGACCACAGCUCUGCCGAAGCGCGCCGCCUACAUCAAGAAGUCUGUUCUGGAGGCCACCACAAAGUCUACAAACGCCUAUGUCGUCUACAGCACCAACGCGGCUGCGCGACUUGCGGUGGCGCAACUCAACGGGACCGUGCUCCUGGAUAGGCAUCUUAGGGUUGACAGCGUUGCUCAUCCAUCGCCUGUUGACCACCGGCGCUGCGUGUUCGUUGGCAAUUUGGGCUUUGUCGACGACGAGACAGUACUCAACGUCAAGGUGGACGAGCAAGGCAAACAAGUAACUGAGAAGCGAAAGCGCACCAAGACGCCCAUGGACGUGGAGGAGGGACUGUGGCGGGUGUUUGGAGAGCACGCUGGCAAAGUAGAGAGUGUCCGUGUUGUUCGAGACCCCAAUACUCGCGUGGGCAAAGGCAUCGCCUACGUACAAUUCUACGUGAGUUAUAUCCUUCCAAUGUCUCUCUCCGCAUCUAAACCAUCCUCGACUAACAAUGACAUUCAGGACGCCAACGACGUUGAGUCCGCCAUCCUGCUCAACGGCAAGAAAUUCCCUCCCAUGCUUCCGCGCGAGCUGCGCGUCAGCAGAUGCAAGGCGCCGCACAAGACUGCCAGAGCGAUGGAAGCCCGCAAGGAGAGGACCGGCCCCCUAACCGACCGCAAGGAUAAGAAAAAGAACAAGGCCGCCGGUGACGGCGGCAAGAACGCCAGCAAAAAUACCGUGGACGACGCAGGCAAGUACGUCCCCAAGCUCGCAGCCGAAGCGCAGACGCUCGCCGGCCGCGCGAGCAAGCUGCUCGGUCGGUUCGGCGCGGAGAAGCUCGUCGGCAACGCCGCCCGCGGCAAACCGGGGAGGAAAGAGCGGCAAGCGCGGCGCGAGAUGAAGACGCCGCAUGACGAAGACGGCGAAAGGGACAAGGAUAGGCCGACCACGACCACGACCACGACCACGGCCAUCGCCGCCGCCAUCAAAGCGCCAGAGGACUUUGUGUUUGAGGGCCGCCGCGCGAGCGCUCGCGACGGCCGGCCAAAGGACCUCAAGUUCAAGCCCCGAGCCAAGGACAAGGUGCACAAGAAGACCAAGACGAAGACCAAGGCCAAGGCGAAGACGGCGGGCAGGGGAGCGGUCCGCGCCGCGAAAUGGAGGGCGACGCAGAAAGGGGCCGGCGGGGGAGGAUCGAAGUGAAAAAAAGUCAAGAUGG
Molecule: messenger RNA, 1987 nt
Organism: Canariomyces notabilis
Lineage: Eukaryota; Fungi; Ascomycota; Sordariomycetes; Sordariales; Chaetomiaceae
Exons: 3
Coding region: 1-1971 (656 amino acids)
Molecular function (GO): RNA binding
Source: RefSeq, a predicted model, not a curated record